Haemonchus placei is the source of this 276-nucleotide messenger RNA. The record is from the annotation of a GenBank genome assembly. NCBI's taxonomy places the organism in Eukaryota, Metazoa, Nematoda, Chromadorea, Rhabditida, Trichostrongylidae.
AUGCGGCCAGCGUCAUUCGACGUGCUGUGGAGAGAAAUUUCCCUACACGCCAAAUGCAGAAGGGAAACCGGAGUGCCGAGCUCCGUCAUCGAUCCCAGAUCAGGGAUGCCAUUGAUUAUGCCCGGAAAUCGAAGAUCAGGUGGGCCGGACACGUUAUGCGAUAUAGUGAGGGCCGUUGGACCAGGGCGGGAACUGACUGGAUCCCUCGGGACGUCAAAUGAACAACAGUUUGGCACCAGCGUGUUGGCCAGACUUCUUCACGAAAAUCCUAAAUGA